Messenger RNA from Mercurialis annua (annual mercury), 3279 nucleotides. Its product is annotated as protein PIN-LIKES 3-like. Bases 449 to 1669 code for a protein of 406 amino acids. NCBI's taxonomy places the organism in Eukaryota, Viridiplantae, Streptophyta, Magnoliopsida, Malpighiales, Euphorbiaceae. Gene Ontology annotation, cellular component: membrane. The transcript has 10 exons. Gene Ontology annotation, biological process: endoplasmic reticulum to cytosol auxin transport. The record is from RefSeq and is a predicted model, not a curated record.
UCAACGGCUACCAUUUUCUAUCUCACUGCUCUUUUACAUUAAAACAUCAUCUCAACUUCUUUGCACCCUUUCUUUUCUCUACCCAUCCACCUGCAAGUCUGGUGCAAUUUUGAUUCCAACAAAGCCAUAAAAAUUCUCAAGAAAAUUGUUUUACAAUCAUGUAUGAGAUAAAAACAAGCAUCUUUUUUUCAUGGAAGAAUGUUCACAUUACACCUGUGCUAUGAAAAUUGUGUUUUGGGAUGCUAUUUAAUCAUAUCAUAAUAAUGCACAGAAACAAUGACAGCCGACAAGAGUUAUCUAUAUUCUUGUCUAAUCAUUUAUAAUUUCUUUGUAUGAAGGUGCUGUUUUGGAACUUGGAAACCAUAAUAUACACAGACUAGCUAGGGAGCUUUCCUUGGAUUUUCUCAUAAUAAAUUUUCCGAUUAUCAAACAAUAAAUUGUGAUAAACAUGGGCGUCUUAGAUCUCUUCAUUACUUCAUCAAUUCCGGUGUUGAAAGUUCUGCUCAUAACUGCACUCGGAACAUUUCUUGCUCUAGAUCAUGUUGAUGUUUUGAGAGAAGAUGCUAGAAAACAUGUCAAUAAUGUUGUAUUUUAUGUAUUCAGUCCAGCACUUGUGGCCUCCAAACUUGCUGAAACUAUCACAUUCCAAAGCUUUCUGAAGCUGUGGUUCAUGCCAUUGAAUAUCCUCAUCACCUUUAUCAUUGGUUCAGCACUCGGCUGGAUUCUUGUUCAGCUGACAAAGCCUGCUGCGCACCUUCGUGGCCUCAUUGUGGGUUGCUGUGCAGCUGGGAACUUGGGGAACAUGUUUCUAAUUAUGAUCCCAGCUAUUUGUAAAGAACAGGGAAGCCCAUUUGGAGCUCCUGAAGUCUGCCAGUCUUAUGGACUUGCUUAUGUUUCACUCUCCAUGGCAAUAGGAGCCAUUUAUCUGUGGACUUACGUGUACAAUAUAGUACGGACAUCUGCAGCUGCAACCAUCGAAGAAACAAAAAAGCUCUAUGUAGGCAAAUCUUCAAGAGAAGCCUCUGCAGCUGAACUGGGAAGUUGCACAGAACCGCUUCUUACUUCCAAGGAUGCCUUGGAUUUUCAAUGCCAACUGCCUGGCAAUAGCUCAGAUGGGCAAAUGGAGGGAUCGCGCAAUAAGCUAAAGGCGCUACUUGGAAAUGUGAAUUGGAAAGCAAUAUUUGCACCUUCAACUAUAGCGGCGAUUGUCGGAUUUCUAAUUGGAGUCAUCCCUUUCAUUCGAAGGUUAAUGAUCGGCGCUGAUGCUCCUCUACGUGUAGUUCAAGACACUACUUCCUUAAUAGGAGAAGCAGCCAUCCCAACUCUUACUCUAAUUUUAGGAGGCAACCUUCUCAAAGGGCUGCAAGGUUCAGGAAUGCAAAAGUCUAUAAUUUUUGGGAUCAUAGUGGUUCGUUAUGUAGUCCUUCCUUCUAUAGGAAUUUUCAUUGUGAGAGGAGCUUUACAUUUUGGUUUAAUUCCUCCUGAUCCUCUAUACCAAUUUGUUCUCAUGCUUCAAUUUGCUGUGCCACCUGCUAUGAACAUAGGCGUCAUCACUCAGUUGUUUGGAGCUGGUGAGUCCGAAUGUUCUGUAAUUAUGCUCUGGGCCUAUUCCCUGGGUUCAUUUGCAUUAACUUUUUGGUCAGUGCUCUUCAUGUGGCUGGUAGCCUAGUUCUUGCUUUAACUUGGCACAGUGGUGCCUACUUUUCCUUUUUAUACACAGUUGAAAAUUAUGUCAUUGUAUUUAGCAAUAUAAAUGAAUUUAGAGGAGUAAUGUGGAGUAAAUCAACCAUUCUGGUUUUGAAACAUAUAAAACAUUUCUAUGUCAGCACAGAAUUCGCAUCUCCAUUUCUAAGUCUAAGUAAGCCAUGGGAGAAAAACUCAUAUUUGGCAUUCCAACCGUAGUUGGUACAGCAAUGUCAAAUUUAAACUGCAAAGUUAAUCAACCAUCCUAAUCACUUAAAGUAUGCUUGAGGAAAGCAGAUAAAUUUCCAAUACAAAGAGCAUCCAUCCAUUGGAAGUAAACUGACUGUUUCUUCAGAGAAAUUCCUUGUCCAGAUCAUCAAAAUAUGGAUGCUCCAUGGCUUUCUUUCCUGAGAUACGUUUGGAGGGCUCAUACUGCAACAUUUGCUGCAGGACAUAAAAUUCAGUCAAUAAAACAUAAAGAGAAGCAGCACUAUCCAAACAACAAAUAUUUAGUGCAUAGGAACUCACAGCUAAUAGAUCUAACCCAUCUUCAUCCAAAUUAGGAACAGCAGUGGACAGGCUUUGAGGACUCCACUGAGGAUACUCAUGCCAGUUUACUAAUUUGCCUACUCCUGGCCAUAAAUUCUCAUUUGGAGUACCUAACAACCUGCAUCAGUAAUUGAGUAUACAUCUGUAAUUCAGUAUGCAGAAAAGAAUAAAGAGGGGGCCAAGGAAACAAGAAUGAACCUGAAAAUAUGCAGAAGCUGCUGCAGUUCAGAAUCCCCAGGGAAAAGUGCUUGCUUUGUUAUCAGCUCAGCUAGAGAAAGACAAAUGAAAAGAAAGACAAUUAAAAGGUUGGAGAAACAUAGUUGAAAAGUAAAAGGGAUUAAGUGAAUGUUAUUCUAUACCAAAUAUGCAACCAACAGACCACAUGUCCACUGCAGUUGAGUAAUGAGUAGCCCCCAAAAGGACCUCAGGAGCUCUGUACCACAAGGUCAAUAUCUGAAAACAAAAAUUACAAUUUACUUUACAACUGGAAUGCCAGGGAAUAAGCAUGAAAAGGACAAAGGGUGGUGAUUAUGAACAAACAUGCUGUAUGAGCAUUACCUCAUGAGUGUACUUUUUGAUAGGAAGAACAAAUGCUCGGGCUAGUCCAAGAUCUGCGAUUUUAAGCAUCAUUGUCUUUCUAUCCAUCAAGAGGUUGUGAGGCUUAAGGUCCCUGAGCAGAGAAAACGAAUUAAUGGACGCAUCCAGAAUCUUACAAGUUGAAACAGCAAAAGAUAAUGACAAGUAACAACGAAUAGAGAAGAAAGGAACCUGUGCAAGAUUCCACGGCCAUGGCAAACAGCAAUACCCUUGCACAGUUGGUACAUCAAGCUCUGCACCGUAGCGGUAAACAUUAAAAUUGUGAACAGAAGGUCAACGAAAAAGAAGGAGGGUUAAUAUUUUACCUUGACAGAUUGAACAGGAAUGAAUUCGCCAGACUGGCGGAAAGAGCGGAUAUAUUUCUUGAGAUCAGUGUCCAUGUACUCGAAAACCAGAUAGAGAACCGUCUUGCCUUCUUUAUUCAGGCCUUGUUUGACAUCCAUUAACCUG